Molecule: messenger RNA, 1002 nt
Organism: Oncorhynchus kisutch (coho salmon)
Lineage: Eukaryota; Metazoa; Chordata; Actinopteri; Salmoniformes; Salmonidae
Product: insulin-like growth factor-binding protein 2-B
Exons: 4
Coding region: 40-882 (280 amino acids)
Biological process (GO): regulation of insulin-like growth factor receptor signaling pathway
Cellular component (GO): extracellular region
Molecular function (GO): insulin-like growth factor II binding; insulin-like growth factor I binding
Source: RefSeq, a predicted model, not a curated record
UCAUGUUACUCUUUAUUAGACGGUACAGCUCGAGGUAGAAUGGUGCUAUAUUAUGGCUGCAGUUUGCUGCUGCUUACAUUUCUUGCUCUGCCGGGUCUAUUGCUCGGGGGCGUGGUAUUCCAUUGUCCGAGCUGUGCUGCGGAGCGCCAAGCUGCAUGUCCUAAGCUUGCUACAACCUGCACUGAGAUAGUCAGGGAGCCUGGCUGUGGCUGCUGCCCAGUGUGUUCCCGGUUAGAAGGCGAAUUCUGCGGCAUCUACACACCGCGGUGUUCCACAGGGCUGCAUUGUUAUCCCACUGCAGAUUCAGAAUUGCCCUUGGAGCAGCUGGUUCAGGGGUCAGGACGAUGCUCACACAACCUCACUCAAGAGCAUCAGGACAAGAGUGGAUCUAUAGAGGAGCUGCAGGGCACUGAGGGCCCCCCUCAGAAGAAGCCGACCAAAGAUGCCAGCCCUUGGAUGUGGUCCAAACAGAAGGCUUUGAGGCAGGCCCAGAACGAGCUCAAGACCAAGAUGAAGACCAACACCCGCCCUGAGGAACCUAGGACCCAGCGGGCCACUCAGAGCCAUUGUCAACAGGAGAUGGACAAGGUGCUGGAGGAGAUCUCCAAGAUGACCUUCCAUGACAACAGGGAACCGCUGGAGGAUCUGUACGAGCUCAACUUCCCCAAUUGUGACAGAAGGGGCCAAUACAAUCUCAAACAGUGCCACAUGUCCACCCACGGUCAGCGGGGCGAGUGCUGGUGCGUUAACCCCUUCACGGGUGUCCAGAUCACCCAGUCCACGAGGGUGCGGGGGGACCCCAAAUGCAGCCAGUAUGUGGAGGAGCAGGAGAUGGCGACUGGGACACUGCCCACUGUUGUCCUCCCUAUGGCAGAGACAUAGCAGAGCUUCACCCACAUCCAGAUAUCCCCGACGGUGGAAAGGUCCAACUUGACUGACAGCUGAUAUUGUUGUCAUGUGCAUGGGUUUCUUUCUAUGUAGCCGACAUGUUUUUGUUUAAGU